UGCUUGAAUUGUGCUUUGGGCAGACGCUUUUCCACCAACUCCUCAAAACUCUCGUAUCUUUCUCUCUUCUCUCUCACACUCCCCCAUUUUCAUAUUCAUAUAUGAUAUUCACAGAUCGAGGAGCUCCAAAUUUGCAAGUUCAUUUCAGAAACUGAUCGGAAUCGCCGGAAGCGCGUGGGUUUUCUGGUCACACGAGUAGUCCACAGCUCAAGCUUGAUCGUGGCAUAUCACUCGGAUCCCUUUUAUUUGUUUGAAGACCUGAUCGAUCAUCCAUGAUUGAUAUUUGAUCCCCCAGGAGACACAGACAGCAACGUUACAGCAGCAGUCGAGUCUCACUAGAGCUUUGGAUCUUUGGCGGCUUGUAAUUUUGUUGUAACUUGCUAAUUAAGCUAGAUAUAAGCUUAACUGACAAGCUAGCUUUAUCUGGGAUUGGGAAUUGAAUAUCGUCAGUUUUUCUGGGGAUGCAGCAGUUGACUCGUAUAUUUGUAUGUAACUGCAACUGUAACUGUUGGCUGGCUGCCUGACGUUGACUAUAGUACAGAAGACUGUGCAAAAACAGCCUAAACCACUCAUCUAGUUGAAGUCAAGUAAUUUCAUCAGUGAAAAGGAAAGGAAGCUCUGGCAAAUAAUAGUAAGUGGUGGGAGAAUGCGAUGGCAGGGUACAACAUAAAUGAGUCGACCUCAGUCUCCGCCGCCUCAUCAGCCCCAACUUCAACUGCUUCUCCCUAUGUCCACCCGCUUUUCAGGCCCCAACUCCACCUCCAACUCCAACAACUCCAUCACCAUCCUAUUAUUCCUCUACAACAACAACAACAACAUCAUCAUCAUCAACAAGAAGAACAAGAUGAUGAUGAUGACCAGGACGACGACCAAGACCACAAUAUUACCAAGAUCGAAUCUUCCGAUACCGCCGCAACCAGUUCUGGUGGCGGUGGAGGCGGAGGUGGAACUGGUGGUUCCACCCGCCGUCCCAGAGGCCGUCCUGCAGGCUCCAAGAACAAACCCAAGCCUCCCAUCAUCGUCACACGCGACAGCCCCAACGCCCUCCGCUCCCACGUCCUUGAGGUCUCCGAUGGGGCCGACAUCAUGGACAGCGUCUCCAUCUACGCCAGGCGCAGGGGCAGAGGCGUCUGCGUGCUCAGCGGCAGCGGCACUGUCACCAACGUCACCCUGCGUCAGCCAGCUGCUCCUCCGGGAAGCGUGGUGACUCUUCACGGACGCUUCGAGUUACUAUCGCUCUCCGGUACGGUGCUUCCGCCUCCGGCUCCUCCCGGUGCUGGCGGACUCUCCAUAUUCUUGUCCGGGGGGCAGGGACAAGUGGUGGGAGGAAACGUGGUGGGACCGCUGAUGGCUUCCGGGCCUGUGGUUUUGAUGGCUGCGUCUUUUGCAAAUGCGGUGUUUGAGAGAUUGCCAUUGGAUGAUCCGGAAGAGGGAACUACUACUCCUACUGGUGGUGGUGGCGGAGGCAGCUUGCAAAUCCAUCAACCCACGGGGUCCCAAUCUUCUGGGGUGUCUGGUGGUCUUGGUGAUGGUACUGCGGGAAGUAGCGGCGGAGGUGGAGGUGGAGGUGGAGGUGCUGGGCUUUUUAAUUUGGGAGGAAAUAUGGCGGCCAACUAUCCCUUCCCGGGGAGUGACUUCUUCGGAUGGGGUGGUGGAAGUGGAAGUGGAAGUACUCCGCGGCCUCCGUUCUAGUACUAGUACUACUGUGGUGCUAAUUAUGGAAUGAUUUUAUGAGAUAUGUACGGUGAUAACUUCAGACGCUUUCGUGUUCAUAUAUAAAUAUGCACAUCUACAAACGAAAGAACGAUGAUCUUGAUCAUAUAUCUUGAGCCUAAAGUUGCCAAUGUCGAUGAAGGGCUAGCUAGCUAGCUUGGUGUUGAUCAGUACUGUCGAUGUAAAACAAACAAACUUUGCAAGGUCAGUAAAAUUAAUCAAUUGCUACUUUCUUCAA
Molecule: messenger RNA, 1951 nt
Organism: Pyrus x bretschneideri (Chinese white pear)
Lineage: Eukaryota; Viridiplantae; Streptophyta; Magnoliopsida; Rosales; Rosaceae
Product: AT-hook motif nuclear-localized protein 25
Exons: 2
Coding region: 652-1692 (346 amino acids)
Biological process (GO): vegetative to reproductive phase transition of meristem
Cellular component (GO): nucleus
Molecular function (GO): DNA-binding transcription factor activity; minor groove of adenine-thymine-rich DNA binding
Source: RefSeq, a predicted model, not a curated record